Messenger RNA from Hypoxylon trugodes, 1877 nucleotides. RefSeq names its product threonine synthase. Gene Ontology annotation, biological process: L-threonine biosynthetic process. Lineage: Eukaryota; Fungi; Ascomycota; Sordariomycetes; Xylariales; Hypoxylaceae. The coding region runs from base 106 to 1749 and encodes 547 amino acids. The transcript has 3 exons. Gene Ontology annotation, molecular function: pyridoxal phosphate binding; threonine synthase activity. The record is from RefSeq and is a predicted model, not a curated record.
UUUUUUCUUCUUCGUCAUCUCCAGCCUUGACGCACCCUCCGAAGGGACUUGGACUUGGGGAUCACCAAAAACUUCACACAUCGUUUUCGACUACAGAAUACGAAUAUGUCGAACGGAACCAAUGGCCAGACCGAAGCUACGGGCUCUUCGGAAGCCCGUAACGCUUCCCAGCGUUAUCUCAGCACGAGGGGCGAGGACUACGACUUUUCCUUUGAACACGUCGUUUUAAAGGGCCUCGCCUCUGAUGGUGGUCUUUAUAUCCCAGAAGAGAUUCCUUCGGCAUCCAAUUGGCAAAGCUGGAAGGAUUUGUCUUUCCCCGACCUGGCCCUUGAGGUUUUAUCUUUGUACAUUGCGCCAUCCGAAAUUCCGCGUGACGAUUUAAAGGGCAUCAUUGACAGGAGUUACUCAACCUUCCGAGCCCCUGAGACGACCCCUUUACGACAUCUUCACGACAACUUAUACCUACUAGAACUAUUCCACGGCCCUACAUUCGCAUUCAAGGAUGUUGCUCUGCAAUUUCUGGGUAACUUAUUCGAAUACUUCCUCGUACGAAAGAACGUAGGAAAGACGGGAACCGACCGACACCAUCUCACUGUGGUUGGUGCUACCAGCGGUGAUACCGGCUCAGCAGCUAUCUAUGGACUCCGCGGCAAGAAAGAUGUGUCGGUUUUCAUACUGCAUCCCAAGGGCAGGGUUAGCCCUAUCCAGGAGGCCCAGAUGACCACCGUAUUAGACGCCAACGUACACAACCUAGCAGUCAAGGGCACUUUCGACGAUUGCCAGGACAUCCUGAAGAUCCUAUUCGUCGACCCUGACAUUAACUCGACUCUCAACUUAGGAGCGGUUAACUCGAUAAAUUGGGCUCGUAUUCUCGCUCAAAUUGUUUAUUAUUUCUACUCAUACUUCUCACUUGUCAAGUCAUCAACAAUAAAACUCGGCGACAAGGUCCGCUUCGUCGUACCAAGUGGUAACUUCGGCGAUAUCCUAGCAGGUUACUUCGCACACAGAAUGGGUCUUCCCACUGAAAAAUUAGUGAUCGCAACCAACGAGAACGACAUAUUAGAUCGAUUCUGGAAGACUGGAAGAUACGAGAAGAAACCCGCCUACGGUAAGGAGGCACAGGGAGGUCUGACACAGGAUGGCGUCAAGGCUCACGAAGACGGUGUUAAAGAGACGCUAAGCCCUGCGAUGGAUAUUCUCGUUUCUAGUAACUUCGAGCGACUACUCUGGUUCCUAGCUUAUGAGUUUGCAUCUCUCGCCGGAAUGGACGACGAGUGGAAUAGAAAACAAGCCGGUCAAGAGGUAACUGCCUGGAUGAAGCAACUAAAGUCAAGUGGCGGCUUUGGUCCAGUCUACCAAGAUGUGCACAAGAGCGCUAGACGUGAUUUCGAAAGCGAGCGAGUGAGCGAUUCGCAAACAGUGGAGACGAUCAAGAAUUACUUCAAGAAGAUUGAUUACGUUCUUGACCCCCACUCAGCAAUUGGUGUAACCGCCUCUCUACGAUCAUUGGAGCGAUCCAAGGCACCUCAUAUCUCUCUUUCGACCGCCCACCCCGCCAAAUUUGCUGGUGCUGUUGAGAUGGCGCUAAAAGAUGAGGCUGGGUUCAGCUUCGAGGAGAAAGUUCUCCCGCCGGAGUUCGUCGGUCUAGAUAAGAAAGAAAGGAGAGUUGACGAUGUCGAUAACGAUUGGCAGAAAGUUAGAGAAAUCGUCAAGAAGCAGGUAGAAGAAGAGUUGAAGGGUCUUGCAUAGGAUGGCGUUCAGAUUUGUUAAAAGCAUCAUCGGAUCAUUUGCAUAGAAGCUUGUAUACGUGCCUUCUAAGGGCGUACAUAUUCAGACGUAGAUGUUACAGUCAUCAAUUUAUACCCUCAAAACCAACA